GUGAAGACGAAGCUGCUGUUCAACCCCUCUCGUUGCUGGACACAAACAUGUCUACCCAAUUCCAGGCUCCUCCUCUCGAGGUCUCCUCUGUCCUCCACGGCGGCUACCACCAUCCUCUGGCGCGCAAGUGGCAGAACAAUGGUCGCAAUCUCAUUAAGGAGAUGUUCAUGUACCCAAUCUUUAUUUCUGACGACCCGGAGGCUGAGCAGGUGAUCGAGUCCCUUCCAGGCCAGAAGCGCUGGGGUAUCAACAAGCUCGAAGGCUUCAUUGGCCCUCUUGUUCGGAAGGGUCUCAAGAGCGUCAUCCUUUUCGGUGUCCCCAUGGAAAUGAAGAAGGAUGAACGUGGAUCGCCCGCCGACGACCCAGAGACUCCCGUCAUCAAGGCCCUUCAGCUUCUAUCGGCGAAGUUCCCGCAACUUUAUCUUGCCUGCGACGUCUGUCUCUGCGAAUACACAUCGCACGGUCACUGCGGCAUCUUCUCCACGCUCCCUCCUCCGAAUCAUACCAGCAUGCCAACACUCGAUGCCGAGGCGUCUCAGCAGCGUAUCGCUGAGGUCGCGCUUGCGUACGCGAAGGCCGGUGCCCACUGCGUUGCCCCAAGCGACAUGAUGGACGGCCGUAUCAGGGCGAUCAAGAUUGCUCUUAUGCAGAACGACUACGGGAACCGUGUCACCCUCAUGAGCUACUCGGCCAAGUUUGCAAGCAGCCUCUACGGCCCGUUCCGUGAGGCGGCGGGCAGCGCCCCGUCCAUGGGUAACCGCAAGUGCUACCAACUUCCUCCUAACGCUCGUGGCUUGGCACGUCGUGCAAUCAAGCGAGACGCUGCGGAAGGUGCCGACAUCCUGAUGGUUAAGCCUACCCUCCCGUACCUGGACAUCGUGUCAGACUGCGCCCAGCUCGAGCCUGACCAUCCUACGGCCGUGUACCAGGUUUCCGGGGAAUAUGCCAUGGUCGUUGCGGGUGCCGAGAAGGGCGUGUACGACCUCAAGGCUAUGGCCUUCGAGACGUGCGAAUCAUUCGUUCGAGCAGGCGCCUCGAUCAUUCUCUCCUACUUUACUCCGCAGUUUCUGGACUGGCUCGAUGAGGAGCGCUCUGAGUAGAGUUGAAAUGCUAUCUCGCCAUCUCUCAUCAAAGGGUUGUGUCUCUAAGUUUCACUUAUGGAUGUAUGGGCAGACCUCAACUUGGCAGUCUCCCAAU
Messenger RNA from Cutaneotrichosporon oleaginosum, 1197 nucleotides. RefSeq lists its product as uncharacterized. Gene Ontology annotation, molecular function: zinc ion binding; porphobilinogen synthase activity. Gene Ontology annotation, cellular component: cytosol. Gene Ontology annotation, biological process: heme biosynthetic process. Lineage: Eukaryota; Fungi; Basidiomycota; Tremellomycetes; Trichosporonales; Trichosporonaceae. The record is from RefSeq and is a predicted model, not a curated record.